Molecule: messenger RNA, 2265 nt
Organism: Annulohypoxylon truncatum
Lineage: Eukaryota; Fungi; Ascomycota; Sordariomycetes; Xylariales; Hypoxylaceae
Product: DUF1479-domain-containing protein
Exons: 5
Coding region: 286-1728 (480 amino acids)
Source: RefSeq, a predicted model, not a curated record
ACCGUCAUGCUAAAUACCUUCAAGGCAGUUCCGCAGUCACAUCAACAUGUAUGAAGAUGCCAAUCAUGUCUUGACUUUUCAUGUCGUGUACCUACUUAUUAUAUGUCAUUAUUAUAUACCGAGGUAGGUAACACGGCUAGUUCCAUCUUCUAUUCUUCCUCUGUUCUCUACAGUUACAGUUGAAUAUCCUGAUUUAAGUGUCUGUUAUGUGAUCGGUCUUUGCCCACGUUUCGUUCUCUCUCAAGAUUGACAAUAAAAAACGUCUUUCAAUCUAGAUCGAUCGCGAUGUCGGCGACACAGACACAGACACAGACACAAACUAAGAGAGAGGGGAACAUUGCUGAUUCCUUCGUAUCGUUAUCUGGCGGUGCAAGAGAACCUCUCCCCCGACGGUUUCUCGAUCUCAAACAAAUCCUAGUUCGAGGUCAUGAGGACCGCGUAGUCGAUAGCUGGAACAGGCUUCUAGCCGAGCUUAAGCGUGAGAACAAGAACAUCAUUGAAAAAGGACCUAGUAUUAUUCCUAGCCUCAAGUUCAAGGACUUAGACGCGGACCUCGCAAAGUUUCGCGAUGAAAUCAAGAAGAGAGGCGUUGCCGUCAUCAGGGGGGUGCUUCCAGAAGACGAGGCCCGUUCGUACAAGGGCGAAAUCGAGGAAUAUGUGAGGCAAAAUCCUCAUACAAAUGCAUUUCCCCAGGAUAAUCCGCAGGUCUACGAACUAUAUUGGUCAGCGCCCCAGCUCCGCGCUAGGGCGCAUCCGAACUUGCUACGAGCUCAGGCGGCGCUCAUGAAGUUAUGGCACAUGUCAGACCCCGAUAGUGCCAUAUCGACAUCGCAGCCGUUGGCUUACGCAGACCGCCUUCGUAUAAGACAACCCGGCGAUGCCACAUUUGCUCUAGGCCCCCAUGUCGACGGAGGUAGCGUCGAAAGAUGGGAAUUGAACGGCUAUGGUCUUGGUGGAGUAUAUGACAAGAUAUUCGACGGCGCGUGGGAAGACUUCGAUCCAUGGGAUGCUAGUGCACGUGUCCCUGCCGUUAUGGAUAAUUACAACGGGUUGGGCGCCGCCUCGAUGUUCCGUAUGUUUCAGGGUUGGCUCAGUAUGAGCACCACUAAUCCGUUCGAGGGGACCCUUAUGGUGAAUCCAGCGAUGAAACUCUCGACAGCAUACUUCCUACUCCGUCCUUUCUUCCAGCCAGUUAGAGAUAUCAAUCAGGUCCCCCCUGGAGAAUAUCUCGCAGCGGAGAAUUGGAAAUUUACCGGCUCCGAAAUGACGAGUGAGCUUCAGGGAGCGACUCCGGGGCAUGGACAAGAGCUAGAUACAAUCCUUCAUCCACACCUAGAGCUCGACAAUACCAUGGUACACGUGCCAUCCAUUAAGCCGGGCGACUACGUGGUAUGGCACUGCGACACUAUCCACGCCGUCGACAAGGUACACAAAGGUAAUUCAGACUCGAGCGUGUUGUACAUCCCAGUCUGUCCAGUAACGGAGUUGAACUCCAAGUACCUCGUCCGUCAGAGACAGGCGUUCUUGAACGGCACCCCCGGCCCGGACUUCCCCGGCGGUCGAGGCGAAGCCGACCACAUCAACCGGCAGACCGAAUCAUCUCUUCGUUCAUAUGCUUCGGCUGAAGGGCUGCGUGCUUUUGGUUUCGAGAAGCUUGUCCCAGCUGAGACGGAUACCAACGGAGCAAAGAAUGUUAUUUCGCUGGCGAAUGAAAUCCUAAGCUUCUAGGCUCUCGUCUUACAUCAGCUGAGGAACCGAGCGACUCCUUUAUUUACCAAUCAGCUUCGAGAUGUAUAGGAGGCUCUGCGCGCUACUGCUGAUGGCGAUACUUAUCCCUUAAUGUAGAAGGUAUGCAGACUGAGAUAUAUGCCUAUGUAUGUAGACAUUGCUACCACGUGUCUUGGCUAGGAGCGUGUCCCCGUGCCCAUCACAGCUCACCCCGAUUACUGUAAAACAACAAGUUGGUUCCAAUUAGGUAUAGAAGUGAAUAGUACUAGAUAAUCACUUGGAGGUAAAAGGGGUGGGGGUUGGGAGAAGUCGAGAAGCAUGUUGGCGCAAAUCUCCACUGCCUAAUCCAUUUAGGGCCUUGGUAGUUGGUUGCCGACUAUGUGAUGGUGUGCUAUACCGCUUUCAUCACAAUUGGUUUUGGGGUAGGUAGCCCAUCUCCCCAGAUUUCAAAUGGCUUAAGUUCGAAGCAGAAGGUGUCAUCGGGAUGAAGAAUUGGCCGCUCCAUAAUAACUGAUGCCGAUGACAGCUCCUAUACAC